Molecule: messenger RNA, 1524 nt
Organism: Sugiyamaella lignohabitans
Lineage: Eukaryota; Fungi; Ascomycota; Dipodascomycetes; Dipodascales; Trichomonascaceae
Gene: CPR2
Product: peptidylprolyl isomerase CPR2
Exons: 1
Coding region: 1-1524 (507 amino acids)
Biological process (GO): protein peptidyl-prolyl isomerization; protein polyubiquitination
Cellular component (GO): catalytic step 2 spliceosome
Molecular function (GO): ubiquitin-ubiquitin ligase activity; peptidyl-prolyl cis-trans isomerase activity
Source: RefSeq, a predicted model, not a curated record
AUGGGCAAGAAUACUGAUAAAUUAUAUAUAACACACUCUGAGUGGUCUUCAGGAGGGUUUUCUGGAAGCUCUGGGAAGUCAGGUUCAGGGCUGACUACUGCUGUUGCUCGUACAGUCAGUGCUCUUCCUUUUUGGACAUGUAGCAUCAGUCAACAGCCGAUUCAGAAAGAUGCUGGAAUGGCUGAUAUUCAUGGCAAUGUUUAUGAUGUGAGAAAUAUUCUGCCAUAUAUCAGGAAGAAUGGUGUGAAUCCUGUGACUGGUGAAAAAAUGACAAACAAAGAUCUGAUCAAACUGCGUAUCGAGGUUAACAAUGAGGGAAAGUACAUUGAUCCUAUGAGUUUCAAGGAAUUCCAGACAUUGAGUAAGGUUGUGCUAAUAAAACCAAGUGGCAGAGUGUAUUUCGAAGAUACUGUAAAGGAACACAACAUUCAAGCCAAGUAUAUGAAGGAUCUUGUAAGCGAUGAAGACUUCACAAAGGCCGAUAUCAUCAGGCUUCAAGGAGGAGUAGGUAUCUCAACCAAGGCCAAUCAACAGCCCAACGGACAAUCAGCAGCUAAAUCAGCAGCUCCAUCUGAUAGGAAAUCAACUUCCAAUGUCAAAGGAAAUGGAUCAAUCCUAAAAACAAGUGAACCUUCGACUUCUCGUAUCACAAACAAAGUCAUCACUACGAGUAAACCACAUAGUAUGCUGACUACACAUCACAUGGCCAGUUCGUUGACAUCGACUGCAAUGGAUCCCUCGACAAAAUCCACGUUCACUGACAUACCCAUUGAAAAGCUUCUCAAACAAAAAAAGUUUCUGGAACCUGGGUAUGCCAGCAUUGAGACAUCCUUAGGAACUCUCAACAUAGAGUUGUAUCCCAAGUACUCACCUAAAGCGGUCUACAACUUUGUGGAACUUGCUAAACAAGGAUACUAUAAUGGAAUUAAAUUCCACAGAAACAUCAAGCAUUUCAUGAUUCAAACCGGUGACCCUACUGGAACCGGCAGUGGAGGCCGUAGUGCCUUUCCUGAGGGCAAACCGUUUGCCGACGAAACAAACACCCCACUCAAACAUGACGAGCGAGGAAUACUGUCCAUGGCCAACAAAGGCAAAAACACAAACACCUCACAAUUCUUCAUCACGUACCGUCGAACUCCUCAUCUCGACGGCAAGCACACUGUAUUCGGAAAAGUAGUUGGAGGACUUAGUGUUCUCGACGACCUCGAAAGAGUUCCUGUCACCACCAACGACGUUCCAACACGCACAAUAACCAUGGACUCGGUCAAAAUUCUCGUCGACCCCUUUGCCAAGGGUCUCUACGACGAAGACCAGAAACCAACCGAGACCAAACAGCCAUCCGACGACCUCGACGACACUCCCUGGCUCCAAAAGAAAUCUCUAACCGCUGACGGUUCACCUGUCAUCGGCAAAUAUCUCAAAAGAGCACCAGCAACCGGUGCCGCACCCACUCCAAACGAUGACGAGUCCCGCAGAAAGCGGGUCAAAACCAACAUCGCCAACAGCAGCUUCGCCGGGUGGUAG